This is a messenger RNA of Colletes gigas, 9225 nucleotides long. RefSeq names its product putative aminopeptidase-2. The coding region runs from base 978 to 9137 and encodes 2719 amino acids. Gene Ontology annotation, cellular component: cytoplasm. The record is from RefSeq and is a predicted model, not a curated record. Gene Ontology annotation, biological process: peptide catabolic process; proteolysis. Lineage: Eukaryota; Metazoa; Arthropoda; Insecta; Hymenoptera; Colletidae. Gene Ontology annotation, molecular function: metalloaminopeptidase activity; zinc ion binding; peptide binding. The transcript is spliced from 32 exons.
CAAUUUUUUCCAGGGUUUACCGAACACCCUGUACAUUUUCAUGUAAAGCCACUAUAGUUCUCUAUUCCUUCGCGACAUUAUUUCAAGGUAAUUUAGUUUUUAAAUAUGUUAAGCAAAAAUCAUGCUAUCCAGUGCUGUAAAAAGUACAAUGUUGUACAAAGGAUCUUCCAAUUUUUUUAUCGUGUUAUAGGUGGGCUACCUGUAUAUACAAGUGAUGUUAUGAAUCGAUCAAGAAUUGCUGUUUAUUCGUAAAUAAAAUUUCCAAAGCCUAAGCCAAUAGAUAACACCAAUCGAAAAGGUGCACGCGCGCCGAACGGGACAAACGAUCCCCGUGAAAUGUAAAUCCACGCCAUUAGCUGGUGAUAGAUUACCAAGUUCCAUUGUCAAACGUACAAAGUUUCGUUCCGUUGGUCCCCUGUCUAUUUGUACGAGACACCGUCGUCGAUUGAUUGCCCGUAAGAACGUAUUUGAAUAGUUCCCAGAUAUGCAUCCAUCAUACGAAGGCUACAACACUCUUAUCUCCGUUUCGAUAAAGUCGAUGCAAUGAAAUGUGGCUGUGCUUCGAAAGAAAAAGAAACGAGACGUCCGUAUCGAACAAUGGCCGUAUAGUCGAUAAGACGGUUGAUAAUAACAGACAAAUAUGCACAGUGACAAGGAGUCUUUUGGGUGGGAAAAAAAGUAAUUAGUUUAGUGAGUCGCGAGCCGAUAAACGGGACGGGACUGGACAGGUUUCACAGAACUUAGUGUCGGAAUUACUUUGGUUGGAUGACCAGUGGAGCGAGGAAUCGUUUCGAUAAUUGUUUCGAUAACUGUGCCCGAUCGUGAUGCGAUCAGAGUGAUCCGUGACCGUGAAACAAUCAUGACACGCAUUAUUUUAUCGAUAAUAAAACUUUCACUACCGAACUGUUGCUCCUCAUUAUAGUAACAGCGAUUAAUCCGCGAAGAAUACGUCCAACUAUGAAGACACGCGGUAACAUAUGAUACGACUGAGACCUUUUACCAGAAAUAAUCACACCAACGUCAUGGAUACUUUCCGCGCUGGCGUUUUAAUCAUUUUCAUUCUACUGUUCGGUGAAAAUCGAGCUAUAUAUCGGGACAUCGACACGAUCAGAGAUGCAGAAACGUUCGUUGAAAAUGGCGGAAAUUGCUCGACCGUCGACUAUCGACUACCAAAAACGAUUGUUCCCACAAACUAUGAGAUUAUACUAAUACCAUCUUACGAGGGUGACUUCAAGUUCGAAGGAACAGUGCAUAUAAAGGCCCUCGUGCAACAAGACACGGACACCAUAACGCUCCAUCAUGGACGAAUUAGCAUAACAGGGAUGAGCGUGAAUUACGAGAACAACACAAUCGGUAUUUCAGCCACGUGCUACGACAACAAGACAGAGCAAUUUCAACUGAAACUAAAAAGUGUUUUGGAAAAAGGGAUGAACAUUGUCAUAAAUUUCCAGUACACUGGUACACUGAGAGACGACAUGAUUGGAUUUUACAAAAGCCUGUACUUCGACUCCAAUGGAAAAAUUAGAUGGCUGGCCUCCACGCAAUUCCAAACCACCCACGCGAGGCACGCUUUCCCCUGCUUCGACGAGCCUAGUCUCAAAGCAACGUUCCAGCUGAGAAUUCUAAAAAAACAGGAUUACACUUGCCUGAGCAACAUGCCGCUGGCAAGAAGCAUAGCUGUACCCGAAGAAAAGAACACAUACUGGGAGGAUUUUGGCCAGAGUAUCCCAAUGUCGACGUACUUGGUGGCGUUCAUGAUUUCGGACUUCAAGUAUUUGGGGGGUAAUAGCUUCAAGGUCUGGGCAAGACCUGACGCCAUCGAUCAAGCGAGGUACGCUAUGAGCAUCGGGCCAAAGGCUCUGGACCACCUCUCGAAAUUGUUCAAACAAGAGUACCAGAUCCCCAAGAUGGACAUGGUGGCCGUGCCAGACUUCUCUGCUGGCGCGAUGGAGAACUGGGGUCUGGUCACCUAUCGCGAGAGUCGACUCCUCUACGACGGGAACACCACCUCCGACGCCGCGAAACAGUCGAUCGCGUCGGUGAUCGUCCACGAGCUGACGCACAUGUGGUUUGGGAACAUGAUCACGUUCGAAUGGUGGAGCUACUUGUGGCUCAGCGAGGCGUUCGCCAGAUACUAUCAAUAUUUCGGCACUGCACAGAUUGAAACAUCAUGGAACAUGGAGGACCAAUUUGUCGUAGAACAGCAUCAAACCGCUCUAGCAGCGGAUGGACUUGAAACAUCCAAACCAAUGACCAGACAAAUUUUAAAUUCUGUGGACGUGUCUGGAGCUGGAGACACUAUCACGUAUAACAAAGGAGCUAGCGUACUACGUAUGAUGAAUGCUAUUUUCGGACAGGAUGUUUUCGAAGCUGUAUUGCAAAAUUACCUCAAGAACAAUAAAGAAAAUAAAGUAGCACGUCCGGAGAAUCUGUGGAGCGAGUUUCAAGCAGAGAUCGAUCGUCGAGCAAUAAAACUAGCUUCCUCUGUGAAUAAUGUAAUGACCACGUGGACAGAACAACCCGGAUAUCCAGUGUUGCACGUCUCCGUUAAAAACGGAGUCGCGACCGUGCAGCAGAAGCGUUUCCUUUUGAGAAACUUAAAAUCCACAGCAACGAAUCUGACGUGGUGGGUGCCCAUUACGUGGGCCAGUAAAGACGAGCCUAAUUUCAACGAUAUGAAAGUAAAACAUUGGCUGAAUAGAAACGAAAGUGAAGUUAAAUUAAACACAAAUUCAGGAUGGGUGAUAUUUAACGUCCAAUCAACCGGUUUUUAUCGAGUGAACUACGAUAAUAAUUCUUGGUACCGUAUAAUCGACGUUUUAAAUAGCGAAGACUAUCAACAAAUACACGUCCUUAAUCGAGCCGCCUUGGUCGAUGAUUUGUUGAACUUAGCGAGAGCUGGUUUACUCGAUUACGCGACAGCUUUAAAUGGCGUACGAUACAUAAAAAAAGAAACAAAUUAUUUGCCCUUUAAGUCUGCGUUUACUGGGCUCAAUUACCUAGAUCAACGUUUUUCUGGAAACGAUGAACAUUACCAGCUUUUCAAGAGAUUUGUUCUGAGUCUUAUCCAAGAUAUAUAUGAAAACCUCGGGUACCUAGAUCGUGUCAACGACGACAGAUUGACGGUACUAUUGAGAAGCGAACUGAACAAAUGGGCUUGCAAUUAUGGCCACGAAGAAUGCAUAGAAACUUUCACCACGAUGUUCAAAAAAUGGAGGACAACCAAUGUCCCAACAAUCAAACCAAACCAACGUGAAGCAGCAUACUGCACGGCAAUUAAACACGGAUCGCAGGAAGAUUGGGAAUUCUUAUGGAAGGAAUAUUCGAAUUCAAACUCGGCUACCGAACAAUCGGUUAUACUGCAAGCUCUCGGUUGCACCCAAGACAAUGCUAUAAGAGAAAGAUACCUUUUAUAUGCACUCCAAAGUUUCGAAACAAGCAAAAUUCGCAGACAAGACAGCACUGCUGUGUUUUCUGCGGUGUCCAGUUCCAGUUUAUCCGGUGCAGAAUUUCUAUUAAACUUCAUCGACAAAUACCACGCCAAAAUGACGGAAUAUUACGAGGGGCCAAGCACGAUCGCUACCAUACUAUCGUCAGCUUCCCAGCGUUUAUCGACACGGAAGUCAGUCGACGGAUUCGCAAAUUUAAUCCAAAAGCAUGCAACGCCUUUCGAUAGCAUUUUGAGUUCCUUGAGAAACUCCCUGGACAUAGCAGAAUACGAAUUAAAGAAUUUUGGAAGUUUCAGCGACCAGAUUGCAUCUUGGAUGACCGACAACACUAUAGAUUAUUAUCGUCUGCCUGAAAACAUAAUUCCUGUUGAUUAUUUAAUCGACGUGACGCCGCAUAUCGAAACCUUUACAUUCGAUGGAGAAGUGACCAUACAGGCGCAGGUCGCAACGAAGACGAACAAAAUCGUUUUGCACUCGUCGGAAAUAAAACAUGACAAGAUCACCGUUUCUCUAGAGGGAAAAUUGCUAAACAUUGACCGUAGCUAUACUACCGAAAAGUAUGAUUUUCUCACGAUCGUGUUAUCGGAACAAUUACCACUUGGAAGUAAAAUAACUAUUGCGAUUAAAUAUUCGGGAUCCCUGAACGAAGAAAUGCGUGGAUUUUAUAGGAGUUCCUACACGACCAGCAAUGGCGACACAAGAUGGUUAGCAGCUACUCAUUUGGAACCAGUCGGAGCUAGGAAGUUAUUCCCCUGUUUCGACGAGCCAGCAAUGAAGGCCAAUUUCACGAUGCAAGUUACAUUAGAGAAAGGAUACAAUGCCAUCAGCAAUAUGCCAAUAGAGAAAUCAACUACAAUCGGAAACGGAGGGCUCGGAAUAAAAUUCCAGGAAACGCCUAAAAUGUCCACGUACCUGGUGGCUUUGGUAGUCUCUGAUUUUAAUUACAUCGUUUAUAACGACAUUUACAAAGUGUGGUCGAGACCGGACGCCAUCAACCAAGGAACGUACGCUUUGUCCAUUAUGGAAAGCUUAGUGAAGUAUUACGAGAAUGUAUUGAACAUUCCUUACAAACUACCGAAACUCGACAUGGUGGCGUUGCCUGAUUUUGCGUCAGGCGCGAUGGAGAAUUGGGGUCUAUUGACCUACAAGGAAAGAAACGUGUUGUACAGUGACAAAGAAUCGACCACUGCGACCAAACAAAGCAUAGCUAACGUCAUAUCCCACGAAAUCAGUCACCAAUGGUUUGGAAAUCUGGUCAGUCCACUCUGGUGGAAGUACCUAUGGCUGAACGAAGGCUUCGCUAGAUAUUACCAGUACUUUGGAACGGACAAUGUGGAGAAAGACUGGUCGCUGGUACCCCAAUUUGUGGUAGAACAGCUUCACUCGGCCCUUGAGACUGACAGUUACGCGUCCAGUCACGCCAUGACGCACAACGUGUACAGUCCAACGGAGAUCAGGGGAAUCUUUGACACAAUAUCUUAUGCAAAAGGCGCCAGCGUGAUACGAAUGCUGAGGGAGCUGUUCGGUGCCAACGUGUUCCAUAAAUCUCUUCACAAUUAUCUAACCAAAUUACAAUACGACGUGGCCACUCCCAACGACCUGUUCGAUGCUUUCAAAGAACAAAUUACCGAUAACGACACUCGAGAUUCCUUCGACAACAUUAUGAACACAUGGACCACUCAGCCUGGGUAUCCCGUUGUUCGUUUCACCAUUAAAAGUAAUAGCUUGCACCUCAAACAAGAGCGCUUCUUAAUCGAACGAAGCAAGGACGCAUCUAGCGAAAAGCCUCUGUGGUACGUUCCAAUCACUUGGACAUCUCCCAACAAACCGUCCACUAACGCAUCAUGGUUGUACUGGUUCUACAAGGCGGAGGACAACGUUCCGUUGUCAGGCUGUGACACAGAUUUAUGCAUCUUUAACGACAAACAGGCUGGCUUUUAUCGUACGAAUUACGAGGAUGAUCACUGGCGACGAAUAAUCACCUUCCUGAAAACCAAGUCGUACGACAAGAUCAACGAGAUCAACCGUGCAACGAUCAUCGACGAUCUGAUGAAUUUCGCUAGAUCGGGAUACGUGGAUUAUGAGAUCGCGUUAUCGGCGACACAGUAUCUCGUGAACGAGAGAAAUUACGUUCCGUGGCGGGCGUUCUUCAACAGCCUAACCUAUCUGCGCAGACAGUUUCAAGGAAGAGACGCUUUCGACGCAUACAAGAGAUACCUAACUGCACUUCUGACGCCGAUAUACGAUGAGUUAAAGUUCGAAGACCAGAAAAGUGACAAACACGAAAGGUUGCUAUUGAGAAUGUACGUUCGCAAAUGGGCUUGCGAGCUGGGAGUCUCUGAUUGCGAGGCUAACGCCACCUUGUACUUCAAGACGUGGUACGGUGACCAGACACAAAAUUUCCCGGCAAAUUAUCGCGGGGUAUCCUAUUGUGCAAUUGCCAGAACAAGUCCAUCUGAUUACUGGGACAUUUUGUGGUCGCUUUAUAUGAACACUACGGUCGCCUCGCACAAAUCGGUGAUUCUACAGUCCCUGGCCUGCACCACACAACCGACUUAUCUGAACAAGCUAUUGAACAAAGCUAUAACGAAGAAUUCUGGAAUACGAUUCGAAGACAGUCCCAGUGUAUUUUCGAACGUUAUCGAUGCUAGCUUAGAAGGUGUUGACUAUGUAAUUGAUUUCGUUAAAACUAAUUACAACGAAAUCAACAAGUAUUAUAGAGGCGAUGUUUCUAAAAUCAAAAGCAUCGUGCUCGCUCUUGCAAGGAGGCUGUCUACGGAGAAACUCUACGCCAAGUACAUGAAUUUGAUUGCUUGGCUGGAGGAGAAGGAAUUCUCGUCUUUUGGAAGCUCCUUGAAUACUUACAAGAAUCGUGCAGCUUACGAGUUAACCUGGGCAGAAAGUUAUAUUCCAAAGUUACACGAAUGGAUGGAGACGAACUAUCCAGACACCGAUUAUCGUUUACCAAAAUUACACUCUCCGUUGAAGUACAACAUUUCACUUUCUCCACACUUCCAAGAGAGAAAUUUCACGUUCACCGGAAGGGUUCAAAUAUCCACAAGAUGUCUCAGAAACACCUCACGAAUAGUCCUCAACAGUCACCAGCUAAAAAUAAACAAAGUAUCAAUCUACAAAAGCGACUCGACAUACAUAGGUGAAGAAUUAAACGUCAACAGCAUUAUGACGACAGAGAAUACUCAAAAGCUCACUGUAUUCAUGAAAAACAUUAUAAGGAACGAUGAAAUACUUAUUGACAUUGAGUUCGAGGGAGUUCUGAACGACAAAAUGGAAGGCUUUUAUCGAAGCUAUUAUUUCAACAAUGUUAUGAACAUUAGCUGGUUGGCGACAACUCAAUUCGAACCUACUCACGCUAGAAAAGCAUUCCCUUGCUUCGAUGAACCAGCCCUUAAAGCUACAUUCGUAGUCAACAUCGAAAGACCUGAGAAGUAUGUUGCGCUAAGCAAUAUGCCCAGUAAAAAGACAUCACCGAUUGUCGCAGGUCGCGUGUGGGAGACGUUCGACGAAACUCCAACAAUGUCGACGUACUUGAUCGCGUUUGUUGUUAGCGAUUUCGAAACAGUCAGAAAUUCGUACGUAACAGUAAAUAUAUGGGGUAGACCGAGCAUCGCGCCGAGCGGCGAUUACGCUCAAAUCGCUGCUCCGCGAAUGCUGGAAAUUCUCGCAACGAAAACGAAUCAAGAGUACACUUUACCGAAACUGGACUUAAUAGGAAUCCCAGACUUUUCGAUGGGUGCUAUGGAAAACUGGGGUCUAGCCACAUUUAGAGAGUAUGGACUGUUCUACAACGAGAAGGUAACGACGGCCAAGUACGCAGACUACAUACUCACUAUAAUAGCACACGAGCUCGCUCACAUGUGGUAUGGAAAUUUGGUCACGUGCGACUGGUGGGAACACAUUUGGCUCAACGAAGGUUUCGCAGAAUACAUGCAAUGGCAGGUGGCACAAUCGUUCAAACCUGGUCAUAAUUUCGAAGAUCUUUUUGUCGUCGACGAGUUGCAAGUUGCGAUGAAGAACGAUGACUAUGUUUCGUCGCAUCCCAUGAACAAUCCCGUUAGCAAACCAUCCGAAAUCGCCAAUGUAUUCGACAGUAUUGCGUACGGAAAAUCAUCCAGCGUAAUACGAAUGAUAAAGAAUUCAUUGGCCCCGGAAGUUUUCUCAAAAGCCACGCAACGAUACUUGCGCGAAAAUCGAUACAGUAAUACGAGUCCGAAAGACCUUUGGAAAGCAUUUGACGCCGUCAUUAACGAGACUCACGCUUUUGGAGAUUGGAAGAUUUCCAUGGAAACUUUAAUGAACAGUUGGACCAACGAAGCAGGAUAUCCGGUUGUUUCUGCAACUUCGAAUGGCAAUAAAAUAACGUUAACUCAGAAACGUUUCUCGCUAAAUCAACACGAGGAGCCCACGAAGGUCUACUUUUGGAUCCCCAUCACAAUGGCGUCUGCUUCCAAUGUGAAUUUCAUAACGACCGCGACGAACGUUUGGUUGGGUGAAAAAAGUUUGGACGUUGAGUACAAACCGGGCGACUGGUUUAUACUAAACGUUCAGCAGAGCGGAUACUAUCGCGUGAACUACGACGACGAUUCGUGGCUGCGUUUGAUAAAAGCGCUUAGGCAACCGACGCACAGCUCUAUCCAUCAGACGAACCGUGCACAAGUCAUCGACGAUCUUCUGAAUCUAGCUCGUGGUAGUUACAUCGAUUACAACCUGGCGUUGAAUGGUACGACAUACUUGAUCAAGGAGAAGCAUUAUCUGCCGUGGAGAUCGUUCUUCAACGACAUCAGUUUCAUCGCGCAGCGUUACGAAGGCUACAAUGAUAGCCGCGAUCUUCUUGGAAAGUACAUUAUGCACUUGACGUCGGAUAUAUACAAUAGCAUCGGUUUUAUGGACAGCGAGUCCGAGAACCAUCUGGACCAGCUGGCCAGGGAACUGAUUCUGACUUGGGUGUGCAAAUUCAACGACACGAAAUGCGUCGACACGUCUAAGAAACUGUUUGCCAACUGGCGUCAAGCUCAACAGUACACAAUUUCUCCAAACGCGAGACCAGCCGUUUACUGCACAGCCUUGAAACAUGGAUCCAUCGAAGAUUGGCGUUUCCUCUGGGAACAGUACCUGAAAGCAGACUUUGCUUCAGAAAAGAAGAUCAUACUGGAUGCUCUUGGAUGCACAUUGAACAAGGAGCUACUGCACGAAUACAUUGGCGAUGCAUUGAAUGUUAACUACACAUCCAGCAUUCGAAAGCAGGACGUAAGCGCAGCACUUGCUUCUGUCUACAGCGCUGGACAGUUUGGGCUGAACGUGAUGUUGGACUAUUUGUUGGAAAAUUAUGAAGAAGUUUACAAGUAUUAUGGCGAGUGGGAGAGUGUCGGAGACCUGUUCUUGAAAGUGGCAUCUCGCUUCUCCACCAAAUCCGAAAUUUCAAAGCUACAAAAUUUCGCAGAUACUAAGAAGGACAGCAUCACGAGCAUCUCGUCCAUGUUGGAUAGAGCGAUUGCAGCAGCGAACAAAAAUUACAAUUGGUACAAUUCCAAUUUUGAUAAAAUCAAUUCGUGGUUGACUUGGUACCAGAACAGCAAUUCUAAAAGCGGAACUGGCAGAGUAGUUGCAAGUGCCUUCAGUAUAAUUUCCAUGACUGUGUUGUCGAUAAUCGUGUAUAUAAUUGGCCGAUAGAGAAUUGUAAAAACACUUUGUACCAAUAUGUUUAAUAUGAUCAGAAACCAAAGUAUAUUUUCUAUAAACUAUGUAUCGUAUUAGUGGU